This is a messenger RNA of Penaeus monodon (black tiger shrimp), 1580 nucleotides long. RefSeq lists its product as uncharacterized. The record is from RefSeq and is a predicted model, not a curated record. Lineage: Eukaryota; Metazoa; Arthropoda; Malacostraca; Decapoda; Penaeidae.
GGCAACUGGAUCUAUGCAGUCCAGCUCACUCAAGGGAAUCGAUGCAAACAGUAGGACCAUUGGAGAAGGUAAAACUGUGGCAGGCAUCACUCAUAGACUCAAUUCCUGUGCCAGGAGAGUACCAGUCUCCACCAAGCACUAGUGCACCUCCAUCCAUCCUUUCAGUCAACUCCAGUGAGCCUUUUGAUGCAGUAGAAGAUCUAAAUGAUCAUCUCUCUAACCUGAAGCUACGUGUCGUUAACCAUGACAGCAGUGGUUCGACAAAUCACAAUCCAGAAGCUGGUGGAUUUGUUGAUCCCCCUGACACCCAGUGCAUUGCUGACAUGGGUCGUUGUGUGGAUGCUGACAGUAGUUUGCCCAUAAAUUCCCCAGAACGGCCAGAGACAGAGGGUGACUUGCCCAAGAGUCCCUGGAGAAGUAGCAGUGCUACUCCACGCAUGCAUUUGCACCAGGCUGUAAAGGCCAGGGAUCUUGAUAGUGGAUGCCCAGGGUCAGAGAGGAGUACAAGGAUGAGUCACAAUGCCAGCUUUGAGCAUCCUGAUCAGGGUUCAAAUUUCCAUCCAAGUUUGGAAGCUGCUAGAGAUAGUGUCAAUGAACCAGAGGAGAGGGAAAAGUCACAUGUUACAGAGAGUCAGUGCUUUAGUGGUUUUGAGAAGAAAAGUAUGGGAGUGGAAAGUAUUCCCCAAGAAAAAGGCUAUCUGGACAGAACUCUAAAACACCCUACAGAAGGACAACCUUUGAAUGAAAGGUUACAGAGAGAUGUCAGCAUGGAGAGUCGUGUGCAUUCAGGAUGCAGUAAGAGCAGCAGGAAUAGCUCAAAGAACAAGAAGGACACUCAAUACAGCCUGCUGGGAUUGCAAGAUGCUCAAGAGCAGGACUUUAAAGAAAACUUGAACAAGAGCAACACACAGAGACUGUUGGAAGACAGGGAUAUUUCUGAAACAAGUGGAGACGAGUCAAAUGACUAUAACAGGAGCCGUAAAAGGGAUCCCAAGCGAAGUACAAGGACACGGAAGAGGAGCAAGUCAAGAAGGUCAUUGGAGAGGAGCAAGCCAGGUUGUGUAAAGAGCACAUAUGGAGUAUGUAAUGAAACAAGGUCCAAUACACCGGGGAGUCAGAUGCAAGAGGUUACUAAUAAGCUUCACAUGUCACUUGAUAAGAUUGAUACCAUAAACCAAAACCUCAGGAAGUACAGGUCAAAAUAUAUCAGUGGUUAUGCAUCUGACCUGUCUGAGGCAUCCACAAGUAUGCAUAGCUCACAUUCUGAUAUAUACAGUAAUAUUUCAAAAUUGAAGAGAGAUUUCAAGAUUCUGCAGUCACAGAUGCUAAACCUGAAGAGUGAAGUCUUCCAUGAAAAGAAGAGUAUGGUUAAAGAGUCAUCCAGAUCUCAUAAUGCCGUGAGAGGAAGGAAAAGUGAGCCAAUGAGGGCAUUAGAUUUCUCAAGACACUUAGAUGAAGACACUCAUCUUGGAGUUGAUUCAUCCAUGGAUGUGUCGCAUUCUGAAACUACUCGUCUGUAUCAACGUUUGAUGACUCCAGAAUGGAACAGCUGCCCAAGAGCACACCAAAAGAUAGGCUGA